This is a messenger RNA of Papaver somniferum (opium poppy), 1339 nucleotides long. RefSeq names its product pectinesterase 1-like. The transcript is spliced from 2 exons. Gene Ontology annotation, molecular function: pectinesterase inhibitor activity; pectinesterase activity. The record is from RefSeq and is a predicted model, not a curated record. Bases 225 to 1109 code for a protein of 294 amino acids. Lineage: Eukaryota; Viridiplantae; Streptophyta; Magnoliopsida; Ranunculales; Papaveraceae.
CUCUUCUGUCUUUGUCUUCUGUAAAAAGAAAAACAGACAGAUCCCAUCCACAACAUUAAUGGUCUCUCCAACACCGACUUUCCUCCCACCAUCCUCAUCCUCAAUCCCCAAUUGGAUCUCAGUCCUGUCCUCCUGAUUAAUCCAAUCCAACAGAUCCAUUAGCUAUUCGGGUCAAAUAGCCAUUCAACUGCCACUGGAACAAGAUCUAAUCUAACAGACAAACAAUGGAUAUCGCAAUACCAGUAAUCAACAACACUACGACUUCUCUCAAAGGUCAUCAUCUCAAAGACAACAACAACAAACACGACCGUCGUCUCCCAUGUUUCCGACGAACCACCAACAAGAUCCACUUCCUAAAACCACUACUAAUCUUCAUCGUCGCAGCCGCAUUCCUACUAUCAAUCCUAAUCACUGCCGCAUUCGGAAUCGGAAGCUUAAUCAUCCACAACACCAAAUCAACACCGUCGGUAUUAACACUGGACGAGACAAUGGAGAUGCUGAAUCUCGUCUGCAACGUCACUCAUUACCCCAGCUCAUGUAAACAUUCGUUAUACCAAGAAAUCGUCGGUCCGGCGGUGGACAAUCCGGCGAGGCAUUACGCUGAUGGUUUAUUCAAGCUGUCGUUGACGGUUGCCACCAGAGAGUUGCAGAACAUGUCUUCGUCGAUUCCGGCGGUGGCGGUGAAUCUGAAGGUGAACCGGAGAGGCGAGAGGGUGAAAGUCGAAGCUGCGUUGAGGGAUUGUCGUGGCUUGAUUGAGGAUGCGAUUGAUAAGAUUGAGACAUCCAUAGUUUCGAUCGACGAGAAGGAGGAGGAGUAUAAAAGAGAUGAGAAGGGGUUGUUUAUGGUGUCGGAGUCGAAGAAGAUGGUGAGUGAUAUACGUGGAUGGGUGAGUGCUGCGCUGACGAAUACGGAUACUUGUUUGGAUGGAUUGGAGGAUGUGCUGGAUAAUGAUGAGAAUUCUAAGAUUUUGCCGGAAGAUUUCAAGGUUGGGAUGAUGAAUUCCAAAGAGUAUGUGACGAAUUGUCUUGGGAUUGUUUCGAAUUUUGAUACGGUUCAUAAGCACAUCAGCCGGAAUCACCGUCUUUAUCGGAGGAGAGUGCCGGUAUAGCUUGACUUUCUUUGACUCGAAUUUUGGUAUAGUUUUUGACUUUUUCAUUCAUUCAUUUGUUUUUUUUUUUUUGGGUGGUCAUAGUCUUAGUCUUCUUCUUGUAAUUGCUUCCAUUCAUUCACGUUAUCUAGUAGGCAAUUGUCUCCGCCGGUUAUAAUAUUAUUUAUCCACAAUCUAAAGUCGAAACUUGUAUACAUCACAUGAUCAAGAGAAAAAUAUAUUUGCCGGAA